AUGUCAUUAGAAAAGGAAUACAAACCAGUAACGGUGGAGAAACCAAUAGAGAACACAUUUGACCUCGGAAACCUCGCAACGUUUGAUCCAAACCCCUUGUCCAAUGAGAAAUUAAGAAGCAAAAAUGAAUCGGAAAAGGAACAAUACAUUUCCUCCGUGACUAGAGACAAUGUUCAGCUUUUGAUAAAUCAGAUAUUGUCUUUACCUGUGAAAACAACCACUGACAACCAAGGCUCACUGACGGGACACAGUUCGUCAAUGACGUUGAUUCAGUUGCCUGAACCAACGACAUUGUUACCACGUGAGAAAGCCAUUCCUAAACCCAAGCCACCAACGAAAUGGGAACAAUUUGCUGCUAAAAAGGGGAUCAAGGCUAAAACUAAAGAUGGAAAGUUGGUAUAUGAUGAAGAAAAAGGUGAAUGGGUUCCUAAAUGGGGUUAUAAAGGAAACAAUAAGAGUUUGGAUGAUCAGUGGUUGGUCGAAUUGGAUGAUAAACCUAAAAAGAGAAGUAGAGAUGAUGGUGUUGACUUGGUUGACCCCAGGACAUUAGCAAGAGCUGAGCGAAAGAAGCUAAUAAAGAAAAACGAGUUGCAGCAUAAGCGAAAUUUGAGAAAUGCUGCAAAAUAA
Messenger RNA from Lodderomyces parapsilosis, 627 nucleotides. RefSeq names its product Rrs1p (gene RRS1). Gene Ontology annotation, biological process: ribosomal large subunit biogenesis; ribosomal large subunit export from nucleus; endonucleolytic cleavage in ITS1 to separate SSU-rRNA from 5.8S rRNA and LSU-rRNA from tricistronic rRNA transcript (SSU-rRNA, 5.8S rRNA, LSU-rRNA). The transcript has a single exon. Bases 1 to 627 code for a protein of 208 amino acids. The record is from RefSeq and is a predicted model, not a curated record. Lineage: Eukaryota; Fungi; Ascomycota; Pichiomycetes; Serinales; Debaryomycetaceae. Gene Ontology annotation, cellular component: nucleolus; preribosome, large subunit precursor; nucleus. Gene Ontology annotation, molecular function: protein binding.